Molecule: messenger RNA, 1460 nt
Organism: Amphiprion ocellaris (clown anemonefish)
Lineage: Eukaryota; Metazoa; Chordata; Actinopteri; Pomacentridae
Gene: lin37
Product: lin-37 DREAM MuvB core complex component
Exons: 9
Coding region: 380-1108 (242 amino acids)
Biological process (GO): negative regulation of transcription by RNA polymerase II
Cellular component (GO): Myb complex; transcription repressor complex
Source: RefSeq, a predicted model, not a curated record
UUUGUCAAAAAUAAGCUAAGUUAGCAACGGUAGUUUGGCUAGUACGCACCAUCGUACGAUAUAGUAUUUAAACGACUAGUCUGCAGUAUAUUUCAGGUAAAUUUAUGGAAAUCACUAGGAUUAACUGCUAUUCAGCUAUCAACGCAGAUAAAGUUGAAUUUGUAAACUAGUUUUAACUAGUGGUUACGGCUAAUGCACAAAGUGGCUAGCUGGUUGUAAACGGUAACCGCAGCUAGCUAGCUAGCUAGCUAGCGACCGUUGUUAGAAGGUGAUUAACCAGAAGGCGUCAUCAGCGUAAAGGUACCGACAGUGAAGGUGUGAUUUUAAAAUUGCGUUUUUCUCUUGAUUGCUGUGGGCAAUAUAUACAAGGGUGGACAUAAUGCACCACGUCAAGAUCAAGACUGAAAGGCCAGAUUUAGAGGGGACUGGUGCACGCAGCAGAUUGGAUGCUGUGUUAAAAGGGCUGGUAGAGAAAACUGAAAACGAAAGAGAGCAGAAUGAGGGAGAUUCAGGAAAAAUAUCAGCUGACUCUUUAAGCAAGGAUUUGUCUCCAUCAUCUGCUGGAAAAAGACCUUCAGCUCGAUUUCCACAGCAUCGGAGAAAGAAGCGAAAAGAGAUGGACGAGGGCAUACCAGAGAGCAAUCAGCAUAAACAAAAUGCUUAUAUUAUUAAGUUAUUUGAUCGCAGCGUUGAUCUGGCUCAGUUCAAAACCAGCACCCCACUGUAUCCUAUCUGCCGUGCCUGGAUGAGAAACAACCCUUCUGUUCGAGAGCCAGCUACUUCCCCAAGUUCUCCACACAGCAUGGCAGAGGAAGAGGUUACAGACAUGAUCAACGGUAAAGGUCAGAAUGUGUACCGACUUCCUCCCCCCACCUCCUGUCCAGUUAACAGAACUGGUGAACCCAUCAAUCUCAGGAUCCCACAGAAUGAAAAACCCACUGUUACCAAGUUAACAGAUGUUGCUGUACCAGGAUCUCUCAUAUGUGACCACAUGGAACGCUGGAAAAAGAUACGGCAAAAAUGGAAGGAAUGCUCCAACAAGAACCAGUUAAGAUACAGUGAAAGUAUCAAGAUCCUUAAGGAAAUGAAGGAGCUCUAUGAUCGCUAACUCACCACUUCGUAGCUCUCCAGCACAAAAUGGACUCUAUGCAUAAACAUUGCCUUUACAGCCAGCGUUUGAAUCCACCUGCCUUCUACACAGUCAGACUCUUAGGAAAUCAUUAACACAACCUUGAGCCUUAAAAAGACCAUAUGUUCUUUGCAUUGCAGAAAAAGUUUGCUACACUUUCUGGUGUGUGUGUCCCCUGCUGAUAUGUGGGGGUUUUUCCCAUUCAUAAAGAUUCAGUGUAGAUGUCUGAUUAAUUUAACUCCCUCAACAGAUGUUUUUUUUUCCCAGAUACACUGUGACUUGUGCAUCCUCAACAUGAACAAAAAUUAAAGUUAAUUUUUGAUGUCUUCCA